Tuber aestivum (summer truffle) is the source of this 4417-nucleotide messenger RNA. Lineage: Eukaryota; Fungi; Ascomycota; Pezizomycetes; Pezizales; Tuberaceae. The record is from the annotation of a GenBank genome assembly.
CUGCCGCCGGCGUCCUUCCAUCCAUCCCUAACUUCUUUCACCCUUUUCACCAUCUCUCAACGCCUCUCAAUCCCACAAACCUUUAAACCCAUCUCGCCUUUCCACCCUAUUGAAUGGUCAACCCCAAUUCUCUCUCCGCUCCACUCCCCUCAGCCUCCCCAACCGCCCUACAGCACGGCACUGGCACCACUCACUCCCUUGCUGCGGAGGAAGGCUGUGAUGACCCCCCACCUAUAUUUUCGCCUCCUGUCGGUAACGCGGCAGGAGGCGUCCCUUCUCACCAUCCGGACACGGGUCCGGCAAACAACGGGCAAGACAAUACCUCAAGUUCUAGCCCCCACUUGACUACCCGCAGUGAACCCGGCCGCCCCCAAAUCACUACUACCGAGAGCUUUCAGGUCAGUCGGGUCUACGAUUAUGGAUCACUGCCAAUUGGCUCCGGCGGGAUUCCCUCGUCACCCGCCGCGACUCAAAGCCCGGUUUAUGAUAACACAAGAAGCGGACAGAGUUCUACGACGGCUGUUGAUACGCUCGGAGGGGAUGAAUCCACCCCGGCCGAUAAGGCGGCUCCACAUGCAGCCGCUCCAUAUGCGCUCGCUUCGCUCUACAGCGUUGAUAUGAGCUCUGGAUUAACCACAAAGGAAGCAGCGGAGAGAUUGUCUCGAGAUGGCCCAAACAAGCUUACCGAUGCCGGGGGUAUCACCUGGUGGGGUGUGCUUGUAAGGCAAGUUUCGAACAGUUUGACCUUGGUAAGAUUCAACCCCUGAAGCCUAAAGAGCAUUUUCUGCUUCUCUCUUUUGCUGUUUUCACCCUAAUUGGGUACUCGAGCUUUUGAAAUACACCUCUCUGCCUUCCUGAAGUCAGCGAGAUUUGUUUUCAUCCUGUAUUUAGCCCAAUCCCCCGGAGAAGAGACUAAUCCGAAAGCCCCAAUUUCCCCAACCUAUCCCUUCCCUACACACCCGAGCAGCAUAUCAGUUGCAUUUUAUGCACAGAAGAAAAAUCAGUCAUUUUUGGAUGGAGCAGGAUGAAAAUAAUGAUAAUAUUGGACAUUCAUUCACCAUCAACCACGGAGGUUUACCCCCGAGCUGGUCAAAGUUCUUUGUCUUCUUUUUUUCUUUUCUUUUUUCUUGUGUCCAUCAUUGUCUUUCCGAAGGGAUGUUACCCAUCGACGCGGGGAGGAAACUGUGUUGCACCGAGCAGUGUAUACUCAUGACCUUUUCUUUUCUCUUUCUGUCUCCUUUUCGUUCAUUAGAGAGAGGACAAAAUCCAAACUCAUGAAUCACUUCUACAUUUAUUGCGUAUUGUUUGAUUUGCUUCAUUCCAACCGGAGGUGGAAACGAGAUUAAUCGAGAGUGUGCUCUCCUCGUCCAAGAAAAUACGGAAACCGGGGGCCCAACCGACAACACAGCAACUUUGCUAACAGAUGGUUAUCCGACGGGUGUAGGUUCUUGUGAUUGCUAUGGCAGCUUCUUACGGGAUGCUCGACUUUAUCGAGGGAUCCGUCAUCUCGGCUGUCAUUCUUUUAAAUAUUGCCAUUGGGUUCGCUCAGGAUUAUCGCGCAGAGAAAACUAUGCAAUCCCUCCAUUCCCUUUCGGCACCAAUUGCAACAGUCGUCCGCAACAAUGGGCGCAUCGAAAAGGUUAAAGCCGAAGAAAUUGUUGCUGGUGAUAUUGUCUGUGUAUCCGUUGGUGAUGUCGUCCCGGCCGAUCUCAGACUCUUCGAGGGAAUGAACUUUGAGACGAAUGAAGCUCUUCUCACUGGAGAGAGUUUGCCAAUUACCAAAACCCCACUAUUGACCCUCCCCCAUGCCGACUACCCAUUGGGAGACCGUACCAAUAUGGCCUACUCUUCCUCCACUGUCACUAAGGGGCGCGCUGUUGGAAUCGCUGUGGCAACCGGAAUGGGCUCGGAGGUUGGAAGAAUCGCCGAGCUGCUCCGUGGAAAGAAACAGGAUGAGGGUGAAUCAUUCAUUGAAAGAACCUGGGGUAAGGUUAAGAGGACCAUGAAAAACGUCCUCGGUCUUGUUGGAACCCCGUUACAGGUCAAGUUGAGCAAGUUUGCCCUACUCUUGUUCGGUCUUGCUAUACUCUUGGCUAUAAUUGUCUUUUCCGCAAAUAAGGUUGCCUUAUUCUUUCCCCCGUGAGUCAGGGUCCUAUACUAACGCGAGAAUCAUAGUGGAGGAUCGAUGAUGAAGUCUUGAUCUACGGAAUUUGUGUCGCUGUAGCCGUCAUUCCUGAAUCUCUUAUCGCGGUCCUCACAAUCACCAUGGCAGUCGGUACUAAGACCAUGGCCAAAGGUCAUGUUAUUGUGCGAAAGAUGCAAGCCUUGGAAGCCGUCGGAGGUGUCACAAACAUCUGCUCAGAUAAGACUGGCACACUCACGCAAGGAAAGAUGAUCGCUCGUAAGGCGUUCGUCCCUGGAUUGGACGAUGUCAUCAGUAUUCAGGAUACCUCAUCUCCCUUUGACCCAACUAGUGGGAUCGCGACAAUUGGAACCACGAUUAUCGAUGGGGGCAUGGUUGAGGAAUCAAAGCCCUUGGAGCGAUUCUUGGACGCCAUUGCCCUUUGCAACUUGUCCGUUGUACGCGGGAACGACGAUUUAGCUAUGUCUUCCGAAAAGCCUACUGAGAACUGGAUAGCGUCAGGGGAACCUACCGAAAUUGCACUACAAGUUCUUGCUAUGAGGUUCGGGCAUGGAAAGCCUUCUCUUAUUGACACCGGGAACUGGGAUCUCUUGGCUGAACAUGCGUUCGACUCUACCGUCAAACGCAUGACGGUUGUCUAUAAGAAUAUACACACUAACACCGUCGAGGCAUUUAUGAAGGGAGCCGGAGAGGUUGUUGUUCCAAAUCUCAACAUGCCAGGUGAGGAGAAAGAAGCAAUCUUGAGCAGAAUUGAACGCCUUGCUGGGGAGGGACUUCGCGUUCUUUGCGUGGCACAGAAGACUCUUCCCUCCGGUGGAGAGUCCGAUACCGGCAACCGUGCUGCCGUGGAAUCACAAAUGAACUUCCUUGGACUGGUUGGCCUCUAUGACCCCCCGAGAUUGGAAACCUUCGAGGCCGUCCGCAGGUGUAAGGUUGCCGGUGUUAAAGUCCACAUGUUGACCGGAGAUCAUAUCCGAACGGCAACGGCGAUCGCCCACGAGGUCGGAAUUAUUUCUCCUGCUAUGCCCGCCGCUCAGGCCGCCACGAUGGUUAUGACUGCUGGCCAAUUCGAUGCCCUUAGUGAAGACGAGAUUGAUAAUCUAGAGGCUUUGCCUUUGGUUAUUGCCCGUUGCUCUCCCACUACUAAAGUCAGGAUGGUUGAAGCUUUGCAUAGGCGUGGUGCCUUCUGUGUCAUGACCGGUGACGGCGUUAAUGAUUCUCCUGCGCUGAAGCGGGCCGAUGUCGGGAUUGCAAUGGGCCUCAGUGGUAGUGAUGUCGCUAAAGAUGCCAGUGAUCUCGUUUUAACAGACGAUAACUUUGCCAGCAUUGUUCGCGCAGUUGAGGAAGGUAGAAGGUUGUUUGAUAACAUCCAGAAGGUGGGCUUGCUCCCCUCUCGACUCCUUACGCAUUAUUUUUCUAACAUAGUCUCAGUUUAUCAUGCAUCUUCUCAUCUCGAAUAUCUCGCAAGUCGUCUUACUAUUGAUUGGUCUCGCUUUCGCCGACAGAAACGGUGUAUCCGUAUUCCCUCUCAGCCCUCUGGAGAUUUUGUGGGUCAAUAUGAUCACUAGUUCUUUCCUGGCAUUAGGACUCGGUCUUGAGGAAGCUCAGCCCGAUAUCAUGUUACGCCCUCCUCACGAUCUGAGACAAGGUGUUUUCACCUGGGAGGUUAUCAUCGAUAAGAUGAUUUAUGGUGUUACCAUGGGAACCCUUUGCCUUAUAAGUUUUGUCAUCGUUGUUUACGGGCACGGCGGCGGUGAUCUUGGUCACGACUGUAACCACGCCUACAACAGCUCUUGCGGCAACGUCUUCCGUGCGCGUGCCACGGUAUUCGCAGUGCUGUCCUUCCUCUUACUCCUUACAGCUUGGGAAGUCAAGCAUUUCUCCCGCUCUUUGUUCAACCUCGACCCCGCCCGUCAUAAGGGACCCUUCAGCGUUUUCCACACACUCUGGUACAACCAGUUCUUGUUCUGGGCUGUCUUUGCCGGUUUCGCUAUCACAUUCCCUGUCAUCUAUAUUCCAACUUUCAACACCGUCGUGUUCAAACACAUGGCCAUCACCUGGGAAUGGGGUGUUGUCCUUGGCUGCUCAGCCGCUUAUCUGAUGAUCGUGGAGAGCUGGAAGGGGAUCAAGAGAUGGAGGGGCAUAGGUAGUGGCGUAUUUGCUGGCAGGACGGAGGUACAACUCGAGGACGGAUUGGAGGUCGUGUCUGGGAUUACAAGCGGAAGGACGAGCCGUAGCGGAACGAUCGUCGAGGCGGAAGACAGGAAAAAUUAG